Messenger RNA from Leucoraja erinaceus (little skate), 10517 nucleotides. RefSeq names its product TNF receptor-associated factor 2-like. The transcript has 10 exons. The coding region runs from base 5487 to 7139 and encodes 550 amino acids. Lineage: Eukaryota; Metazoa; Chordata; Chondrichthyes; Rajiformes; Rajidae. The record is from RefSeq and is a predicted model, not a curated record. Gene Ontology annotation, molecular function: zinc ion binding; ubiquitin-protein transferase activity; tumor necrosis factor receptor binding. Gene Ontology annotation, cellular component: plasma membrane signaling receptor complex; cytoplasmic side of plasma membrane; cytosol. Gene Ontology annotation, biological process: positive regulation of JNK cascade; tumor necrosis factor-mediated signaling pathway; positive regulation of canonical NF-kappaB signal transduction.
GUGGAGGGGAGGGGGUUGUGGGCAGUGAAUUGGUGCAGGAUCCCGAGUCUCGGGUGGUCUCAGUGUAGCCAUGCCCGACGGCCGAGGCUCAUACUGGGGCCUGCGUGCUGGAGCUGCCAUCGGCUCGCGUACUGUGAACCUCGCCGCGGACUUUGUGAUGCAGCAAUCGCGCCCGUCUGACAGCGGAGACGGGACCGGGUGCGGCCUGGGCUCGGAGGUGCCGAGAUUCGGGGGUCUGGCUUCUGGGCCAGAGCUGGGCCAGUGUGGCGUCUCAUGCACGUUGUUUGCCAACGCUGCUCGCUGAGUCGCCAUGGAAGCGAAUCCAGCCUGCGAGAGCCGCAAUUGUUUGCUUCAUCCUCCCCAUGUGGGUUGAAGCAAAUUGAGACCCGCCUGGUGCCUGUGCGAGUGGUAGGGUGGGGGACACAAGGCAAACGUGUUGAAUACAGGGAGCCAGUGAGGCAGCAACUGCUGUUCGAUUGUAUUUAUUCCCUUGUAUUAUAUGUAUUAUAAGGUGAGAACCAGACUAGCACAGUGAAACGCAUACAGUAGCAUAGCAGAUGUGACCUGGGAAGGUCAGCAUUUAUUGUCCACCUCUGAUUGCUCUUCAGAAGGUGGGGGUAAAAAGCUGCUUUUAAAUGCUGUACCUGUUGUAAUUUUGGAUUGAGAAUAAAGCACACUGGCCAUGGAUAUUUAGAUCAGAUGGUAUGUAGGAAGAAAGAAAACUUGCAGGCAGCACCUGGAGCACGAUUGUGGGCUUCAAACCAUUGUGAGCACGUUGCAAUGGUUCGCAAUCAUCGCACGGUUGUAAAGGAAAUGAACGUUCAAGAUGAUAGAUGCAUGCCAAUAAAACAGCUGGUUUGCGCUGGAUGAUGACACGCUUCUUGAUUCUUGUUGGAGCUGAACUCAUCCAAAGAAGAAUAUCUUCUACUUGUGUCUCAGAGCAAAUGGAAAGACUUGUGAGAGUCGAGUUGAGUCACUCAGCAAUGUGGCCAGCCUUUGAUCGGCUUUUGUAGCCAAAAUAUUAGUGUGGUUGGUUAAAUUGAAUCGCUGGUUCAUGGUGACCUCCAGAAUGGUAAAAUUGUGGGCAUUGGUAAUGCAGUGCCUUUGAAUGCAAAUAGAAAGUCAAGCCUGCUCUGCUAAAGGACGCUGCCUGUUUGAAGAGGAUACACAGCCACAGGGAAGUUUCUGAAGAUACUUUGGCUGUGUUUGGAUAGGUAACAUUUGGUCAGUAUAAAAUAAUUUUGCUUAAUGGGGCCAUUAGAUUGAGAGUUAUAUAAGUAAGUCUAAAAUAUACAUAGCUUUUUCUGGAGAGUCAAAACUUUGCUGGGAGGUGAUCCAUGUCCAAAGGUCUGAAGGAGAAGAAACAUUGAAACUGGAUUUAUAAUUCUUGAGCAGUAGUUCUAAACGUUUCUGUCUGUAAGGAAUUGUUGAUAUAACUGGAGAAUGAGCUGAAUACAUGUUUAAGACCUUACGCUCCUGACAUGGCUACUCCAUGCCCUACACUGGGUAGCCAGUGCAGUUGUCUGCCUUUGGCUGUGGAUGGGCAGCCGAUCUCUUACAGAUAUUAUGGCAGAAAAGUUGGGGUGGUAGAAACAUAUGGAGGUGAUUGGUGGAAAGUGGUAUUGGGAAACUGAUGCAGGUUUCAGGUGGCAUGGUUACUGGGAGUGGGACGGGGGAGCCGGGUGGUUAUAGAAGGCCAUGCCCUGGGAGAGAGUCUGCAAAUGGAGAAUUGCGGAUGGGUGGUAGUCAUGGAGGGGCUGGUGGAAGAGUGAGUGAGGGUAGUGGGUGACCGGAAGGGUACAUCAUGGUGGGUGAGCCAAAGAUAGCUCUAUUAGCUUGGGGCAUUAGAUUAUGGGAGACUGGAGCUAAUGAGCUAGUGUGAAGGGCAGAGAGGGAGUCCAGUGUGGAUGAGGGUCUUUUGAUAAGGUUGUGGGAGAGCAGUGGGUAGAAUGUGAGAGAGGAAGCAACAAUGUAAAUGGGAAGGUGAGUCCAGGAAGGGUAGAGAAAUCUAAGUAGGGAGUUUGUGAGAUGAGGUUAGAGGGGAUUGAGCAAAGAGGUGCAGAGGAGAACUUAUGAGAAGGGUUUGUUGUCUUCAUGAACACAAGCAUUCUCACCCUGAUACCAGAAUUGCAUUCCAAAUCCAAUUCAAGUGCUGGAAUUUGCUAAAAUGGUGCAUAUUGUUAUUAGACCAGUGUGUUGUAAUUCAGUCACAGAAAUUAUGAAAGACAAUCCAGAUAUUGAUCAAACAAAAAAACUGCUGCAGGAACUGAACAGGCAGGCAACAUCUGUAGAAGGAAGUGGCUGAUGACAUUUUGGGUUGACCUUUCUUCAGACUGAUAGUGUAGAGGGGAGAUAGCUGGUAGAAAUGAGGAGGGGAAGGCGGCAAAAACUAGCAAGUUAUAGGUGGACCCUGGUGUAGAGAUGUUGAGUGGCAGAUGAGUCUGACGGAGGGGAGGAAGGUAAAGUGAGUAACCAAGGCUGGAAGUGGCAAAGACCAGAGUGUGUAAAUGGUGGAAUCUGAUAAAGGGAGAAGAUUGGGUGUGAAAUGUAGAACCAGAGGGUGAGAUGGUGGGUGGAAGGGAAUUGGUAAGGGGGAAGGGGAGGGAGCGUGAAAGAAAAUUCCUCCUCCCAGACAGAACAGUGAUAGAAUUCCUCUGGUCCUUGCCUUUCAUCACACUGGCCUUCUCAUCCAACACACCAUUGUAUGAUAGUCGCCAGCUUCACCACCUGUCCCAUGUUCCUGUCCCCACCUUUUUCUGCUUUCUGCAGGGACCACUCUAUGUUUGCCUGGUUCAUUAAUCUCGUCCUUCACACCCAUAUACCCUUUCCAGUCACUCUCUCCUGCCAGUUCUCUCACCUCCGUUUGGGGAUUCCAACAGCUCUUCCAGGUGAGACAGGUUUGCAUGUACCUUCGCCAAGCCUGUUUAUUGUAUUUGGUGCUCUCGAUGUGGCUUCCUUUACAUUGGUGAGAUACUUUUUGAUCUGCACUUUCUCUAACUUUAACACUGUUUGACUAUAUUCUGUACUCUGGUCUUUUUCUCCGAGUCACCCUGCUGUACCUGCUUGCAUUCAUGUAUGGUAUAAUUUAACUGGAUAGUAUGCUGUUCACUCUAUCUUCAUACAUGUGACAAAAAUAUACCAAACCCUUCUCCCAUCCACUUAACUUCCUCCUUUAACUGCUCAUCUCCUCCCUGUGUCCUGCACUUUUCUUCUCUGCCCCCUUUACCUGCUCCCUUCUACUCGCCACCUCUCCCUUUAGUUCUCCAUUUCACUCCCAUCAUUCACUCCUUACCAGAUUGCACCAUUUGAACAGUUUUGUCUUCUCCACCUUCAACCUUGGUUACUAUCUCCACCCUCCCUUCCUCCCACCUAACUCAUCUGUCAAUCAGUCUCACCUCACAUGGAUCCACCUAUUAUUUCCCAACUCUUACAUUGUCCCAUCCGCCUGCCUCUUUCUACCAAUUAUCUCCACUCUACUCCAUCAUUCUGAAGAAGGGUCCCAAUCCAAAAAGUAAUGUGUCCAUAUUUUUUCCAUAGAAUUUGCCUGACUUCCCUAAUUUCCUGCAGCGGUUUGUUUUUAGCUUGUGAUUCCAGCAUCUGCAGUCUUUUGUCUCCAACCCAAAGAUAUUAUAGGUUGUCCUGAUCAUGACGAGAAUACCCUAUUGUAGGGGUGGAUGAUUGAAACCUUCACGUGGUCCGACCCAUUUCGACGAAUGCAAUCAAGCCAGCGUGCACAAUCAAAUAAGAUCAAAUAGAACAAGUUGUCCUACAACAUUAGGCUAUGCACGCCUUACGCAUGCCUAUUGACCCUAUUGUAGUCAAACAUAAGACAGGUCUUGGGAAGGCAUUGUUUUGUGGUCCUUGCAUAGAAAUAGGAAUCCUAAUCGAAGAAAUUGGUUGGGUUGUAAGUAAUAUUCUGGGAUGAAUUUGGCAAAUCUUUGUUGCCUAAGGGAGGUGAGCAGGAAGGGGAAGGAAAAAGGAAUGUAGGCCCUUCGACCGAGAUGAAUUUGAGAGCUGGGGUUAGGGAGAAAAGACACUAGAAAAUUGGAGGUGAUUGAAAUAGUUUGGGAACAGGAGAUUUGUAGCAGACAUUUGAUCUUUGAUAUGAAUCAAUCGUCUGUAAGUGCUGAUAGUUGAAGCUGGUAAUCGGGGUAGAAGGAGCUGAGGGAAGGAUUGAUUUUGUUGAAAUGAAAAGAGUAAGGUCGGUGAUUAACUGAUAUUGGAAAAUUAGCAUCUAAGCUUUUGUUUGCCUAGAAUUGCUCGUGUUCUAUUUAUAAAUCUUGAAACUGCCUUUUCCUUAUCCUUUUAAAUAACAGUUGUACACUGAUAGCACCCAAACAAAAACUUUUCACUGCACCUCAGUACACAUAACAAUAAUAAAUUAAUGCUAAACAGAUUUAAAUGUAGAAAUAAUCACCCAUUAAUGAAUGACUAUCACAUCACAUGAAGUGCCAAAUCCUCAGAGCGUGUUGCUGCCAAUCAGCCCAUCCCUGCACUGCCCGGAUGUAUAAAUGUAAAUUAAAACCAGUAUUUUCAUGAUUAUUUUGCAUAUUACUUGAAAUAAUAUUCAUUGUUUGAACUUAUUUAUAUAAAAAAUAAGGUUUUGACCCGAAACAUCGCCUAUUUCCUUCGCUCCAUAGAUGCUGCCUCACCCGCUGAGUUUCUCCAGCAUUUUUGUCUAUCUUCGAUUUUCCAGCAUCUGCAGUUCUUUCUUAAAUAUAUAAAAAAUAAACUAUCUUGUAUAGACUAUGCAGAAAGUUUUAUGCAUUGCAUGGGAUAAGGUACAAUUUAAGCAGAAAUCGCUUAAUUCUAAAUGGUAACAUGACAGUGCAAAUUAUUUACUGUAUUCUGGAAACUCAAAUCGCAUUUCAUUAGGUUCAACAGAGCUUUUGCCUUGAUGUUGAAGGCUUAAUAUACAUAGACAUUUUUGCCGGUUAUGGGGGAAUUCAUGAUGCUUAAAAGCAGAUAAAUGAAAGUAUAUUGCAAUUUCCUCAUUUUUAAUUUAUUCUCGAGGCUUACAUGUAGUCAAUGCCCUGGCAACUACCUUAAGUACCUGGGAAAUUGUUCUUAGUACCUAUUUUUAUCCUUGCUUCAUGUCCCAUAUGUGUACUCUUCAACGGCUUAAAUUUCUAUAGGCACAUACUGUUUUCCAACUUUACUAUCUUAAACAUGUUGGGUUUGGAGGAUAUAUUCUGUAUCUAUGUUAUAGCUUUUUUCAUGGGUCAAUGACUUCUAGUAUGUGAUAUAUAAUCAAAACUUUCAUGCCUGAGGAGGCAGUAUGAAAGGUGCAGUUAGAAUGACGAGUAAAAAAAAUGAUUUUGCGUAACUGUGCUAUUCAUUUGACCCAGUUAAUGUCACUGAUCAUUGACAUGUAACUGGCUAGGGAGAUUUCUGUGCAGUAAUACUUGUGCAAUUCUCGCCAAGUUGCAGGGGCUUAUUUUCUUUCCUUUUUUCAGGCAAACUGUCAGCUGUGGAGAUUACAACAGAUGGCAGCAAGGAGCGAGAGAAGCCCACCAAAUUCAUUAGAAUCUCAAGCGCUGGGGAAUCGUAUUGGUUUUCCUAAAGAAAUUUUGGCAGCUAAGGUCGAGGGGAAGUACCUGUGCUUCGAGUGUCACGGGAUCCUGAGGAAACCCUUCCAGGCACAAUGUGGUCACCGCUACUGUGCCUCCUGUCUGAAGGGGAUUGUCAGCAAUGGCCCACAGAAGUGUGCAGCCUGCAUUGAAGAGAACAUUUAUGAAGAACCACUGUCUCUUCUGGAUGCCAAUUCAGCUUUCCCAGACAACGCGGCUCGCAGGGAAUUGGACAACCUGCCUGCAGUUUGUAGCAAUGAGGGCUGCCCUUGGAAGGGCACCAUCAAGGACUAUGAGGCUGAACACGAGGGAAGGUGUGAGUAUGUCCUGAUGCCUUGUGAAGCGUGCAGCAAGAAGGUGCGUCAGGUCGAUCUAUCCCGCCAUCUGGAACGAGAAUGUCCUGAAAGAAACCUCAACUGCAAGUUCUGCAAAAUGUCCUUCCACCACAAGGAUAUAAAGGCUCACGAUGAAAUCUGUUCCAAAUACCCAUUAAUGUGUGAAUGGUGUGGGAAGAAAAAGAUUUCAAGAGAAAAGUAUGCAGAUCACAUUCGAACAUGUGGGAAGGUGAAGCUCCUUUGUCGCUUCCACCAGAUUGGCUGUGAAAUGGCAGUUGAGAAGGAGAAAUUACUUGAGCACGAGAACCAGUGCACAGUAGAGCACCUCCGUAUGAUGCUGCCGCAAAUCAUGGAGUUAAAGAAUGCAACAGGCGGCUUGCAACCCACGAGUCUGCAGCAGGGCAAUGUUAAAGUAAACCAGCUGCUGACUUCAGUUCGACAAAUAGAAGAAUCAAUUAGGCCUUUCUACUCUCUCGGUCAGCAGGCCGCCUCCUCUGAGAUGUUGGGGAAAUCCGAAAAGCUAGACAACGUCGAAAAGCGGUGCGAAGCUCUCAAACACCAAGCUGAAACGUUUGAAAAUAUUGUUUGUGUUCUCAACCGUGAAGUGGAGAGAGCCUCUGUAAGCAUGGCAGCGUAUGAGCAGCAACACAAACUAGACCAGGAGAAGAUUGAAGACCUGCUGGCAAAGGUGCGUCAGAUGGACCGUGUGUCAGCACUGAAGGACCUGGCGAUAGCAGAGCUGGAGGUGAAGCUGCAAGCCCUCGAGUUCAGCACCCACAACGGCGUCUUCAUUUGGAAGAUAGGAGAUUUCAGCAGAAGGCGACAGGAUGCCAAAUCCCAGAGGUCACCAGCCAUAUUCUCACCAGCUUUCUACACCAGUAAGUACGGAUACAAGAUGUGCAUGCGUAUCUACCUGCACGGUGACGGCGUGGGUCGCAGCACCCACCUGUCCCUCUUCUUUGUCAUUAUGAAGGGAAACUUCGACGGAUUGCUCAGAUGGCCAUUCAAACAAAAGGUGACACUCAUGCUGCUGGACCAGACCAAUCGUGAGCACAUCAUUGAUGCAUUCCGACCGGACGUCACCUCAUCCUCUUUCCAGAGACCAGUCAAUGAGAUGAACAUCGCCAGUGGGUGCCCUCUCUUCUGUUCACUCAGCAAACUGGACAGCAAUAAUAAUUAUUUGGUUGAUGACAGCAUUUUCAUCAAGGCUAUUGUGGAUUUAACAGACCUGUAACAAACCUUUAUCACCUACAGCAGGGUCAAAGAUCUCAAGCUGACAGCCUUGCUAUAUCGUUGUAUUGAGGGGGGGGGGGGAUUACUCAGUCAGCAUGAUUGCACCAGAAGUACAGGCACACUGGUCCCACUGCCACUCAGAUAUGUGCUGGACUGAGAGCUGGUCAGUAAGAAGCCCACUGCAGUCUCCUUUCCUUUUCCAGUCUACCUGCAAUCAGUGGAUGAUGUGCUGCUUGUUGCUAAACGCAGAGUGGUAGCAGGAGGAACAUCUGGCUGGUCUUUCCCCCAUAGGCCGUUUUUGUAAGCGGAAUGGGCAGUUAAAGAUGAGGUACAGUGGAUGUAUCUUGUCUCUAUCUUUCCCCUUUUCUCUCGUGGAAGAGUCGAAACCAGUGUAUUCUAAAGUGAUAGACACAAAAUAUUGGAGUAACUCAGCGGGUCAGGCAGCAUCUCUGGAAAAAUGGGUGACGUUUUGGGUCGUGAUCCUUCAGACUGAAUCGGGGAGAGAUACAGAGAUAAGGGUGCGAAAACCAGCUGGGAUGGAGAUUAAGGACAAUGUAGAAUAGAUCAUUGUUUGCUAGAAGUUAACAACAAAGCAGACAGCGAUAAAAUGUAAACGAGGACAGUCAGACUAGUUAGAGAAAUGGGAAGGGGGGGAAGGAUGGAGAGAGAGGGAAAGUUACUUGAAGUUAGAGAAGUCAAUAUUCAUUGAAGUAUGAACAGGGGGAAUCUGGGUUGCAGGUGUCAGAUGUGUUAUUGUAGGUGUGGUGGGGGGCAAGAUACAGCUGUCGUGUGCCUAUUUCGUGGGGGUAAAAGUCACUGAGAUGAUGAAAGUCUCCCAUUAACAUGCCAUAAGAACAUUAUAUUGCUUCUAUUCAGGAAGGGAGACUGGGAGUGUGCUGCACACUUGACCCAGUCUUGGAGAACUCUCAAUGUCAGCAAUGUUCAUCUCUAUUCACUCGGGUGUCAUCUCCACCAAGCCAAUUAUUGUUAGAUGCAAGAGUGCCUGAGUACCUCUUCCUACUGCCUGGCUGUUUUUUGAUGAAGGCAUGUUAUUUCAAGGAAGUGUGAGGGAGGGUGAGGAAGAAAAUGCAGAAACUCAAAAGAUGCUAGUCCUUACCAACCGUCCUUGGCUUGGACCUCAUCCUGGGAAUGAAAAGUUUGAAUCAGCAGUUUUCAGGGUUUCUGAAACUAGAAAUUUAAAAACUGCAGAUGCUGGAAAUCUGGAAAAAAAAAAGCAGAAAAUGUUGGAAAAAACUCAGCAGAUCUACAGAAAGAGAAACGGUCAAUAUUUCAUUAACUGAUGAAGAGGUUGGCCUGAAAAGACUUUCCACUGAUUCUGCCUCACCUGCUGAGUUUUACUAAAAUGUUCUGCAUUUGCUUCAGAUUAUGGAGUGCUUUGAUCGAGUUUAUUUACUCUUAAUAUAAUAUUAACUAUAGUCCAUAAUUUUAUGGAAAAUAUAUAAUUUUAGUAAUGUAUUUUUCCAGGUUGUUUUCAAGAGUGGAAGCAUGUGUAGGCCUUGAAGUAGCUGGAAGUUAAUGGAGCUGGGGGACUCUUUUGAAGAUUCAGUCUCCAUCUCUAUCUACCACACCUGGGUGGGCCAUGGUUAUAGUAGGGAAGAAUUCCAACUGGGUAAGACUGCAGUGGGAGAGAUUGACAAUGCCCAGGGCUGAAAGGAGGGUUUGGGAUGCCCUGUUUUGGCUUCGUUUUUAUCUGGAAUGUACUUGUGGAAAAUACAUAUCAUUCAUGUUGUUAACCCCCAUCUGUUACCCUGUGGAUACAUAGAGGGUAUUUGCAGUGAGACGUGAAAGAUUGAUAUGGACAGAUAAUUAUUUAAUCACAAUUCAGAGAUACUCCUGGCUGUGGUAUCCAUGGUGUACCCAUUCCCUAUACCCUGCGAAUAACACAUUAACUGUCACUGCCUCACAAGAGAAUGACUAAUUUGGCCACGUGACAUGGACCAGCACCUAUCACAGACUAGGAUCUGGAAUGAGAAAGAAUGGAUUGGGAAGAAGCUCCAGUUAAAUGAGGCUAAUAUCCCUGAGGUAGGGUAUUUCCCAGUGGUGACAUUGUGUGAAGAGGAGGGCCCUGUCUUUGUGCUUAUCCUAUUGUGAAACUGUUUAUAUAAUUGAGCUGGCUUCUAGCCAAGGGCAGGCAGUUAUGCAAUUGACUCGAGUGUUUGAUUUGCCAUCACGUUAAUUCUGUUUGGGGACCAGCCUUUUUCAUUGUGGGCAAUAUUAUGUUUAGUACACUCCACCCUGCCUGACAUUUAGAAUAUUUAUAGUGCUCUGUUUUUUUAUGUUAUUUAGUUUAGUUUAGAGAUACAGCGCGGAAACAGACCCUUCGACCCACCAAGUCCACGCUGACCAGCGACCCCCGCACAUUAGCACUAUCCUACACGCACUAUUUACAUUUGUACCAAGCCAAUUAGCCUACAAACCUGUACAUCUUUGGAAUGUGGGAGGAAACCGGACCUCCCGAAGAAGACCCAUGCAGGUCACAAGGAUAACAUACAAACUCCAUACAGACAGCACGCUUAGUCAAGAUUGAACCCGGGUCUCUGCCGCUGUAAGGCAGCAACUUUACUGCUGUGCCACCAUGCCGUCCAUGUUUUUGAGGGAAUUGAGGGAAGUCAAGACUCUGAGCAUGGUGGGUGUUUGUGGAAAACAUUGCACCUGUUGCUGAUGAUUGAUGGAAUUAUUGGAGGGCAGAGCAGAUAUUUCAUUGGGUUUAAACAGGAAAUGCUGGAAACACCUGACAGAUGAUGCAAGAUCCAUCGAGCACUCAAGCGCUCUCUGCUCUCACGCCAGAUCUACACGUGGUUGUUAGGAGCUCGGUGUUGAGUUCCCCGCGAUCGUCUCAGUCAGAUGAGAUACUACAUAUUGAAUUUGCAUCGUUUUAUUGGAUCAGAUUAAUUUACCUUGUUCUGAAGCAGAGUUGUCAACCCGACCACUAACCCCAUCUCUUUCUCACUCUCUCACACACACACACAUACACAUAUAUUACCUGACCUACUGAGUGUUGCCAGCAUUUUUUGUUUUUAUUUCAGAUUUCCAGAAUCUGCAGGUUCUUUGCUUUUCAAUAUGUCCAGGUGUCUGCUGUGCUCUGAUAUCUGUUCAUUGUGUGGCUUUCAUACAAUGGGUCUUGUAUACAAAUAAUUGGAGGAAGGAUAUGUCAAUAUAGAUCUGUCAGCUGUGAAUUCAACGGCAAGGAUAUAAUUUAAUGCAGCUCCGUGAAGGAGUGAUAUAAUGAAAUAUUUGUGUGGUUUUUUUUUAAUUGUACUACCCAGAAGAGGCAGCUGCCUGAGGAGAAAGACUGGGUUAAUAAUUGCUGUUGCUCAAUGAAUACAAUUAGUAAUAAAGCAUCAUGUUUACAAAUGUA